Messenger RNA from Haliaeetus leucocephalus (bald eagle), 1308 nucleotides. RefSeq names its product tyrosyl-DNA phosphodiesterase 2 (gene TDP2). Gene Ontology annotation, molecular function: protein binding; single-stranded DNA binding; 5'-tyrosyl-DNA phosphodiesterase activity. The coding region runs from base 1 to 1128 and encodes 375 amino acids. The record is from RefSeq and is a predicted model, not a curated record. Gene Ontology annotation, cellular component: cytoplasm; PML body. The transcript is spliced from 7 exons. Gene Ontology annotation, biological process: double-strand break repair. Lineage: Eukaryota; Metazoa; Chordata; Aves; Accipitriformes; Accipitridae.
AUGGAGGAGGCGGCCGUGCCGGCGGAGGAGGGGGUGGAUGAGGCGGCCCGGUGCCCUCCGGAGGCAGCGGAUGAGGAGGAGGAGGAGGAAGAGUCACACCUGGCCAAGCGGAGGAAGGUGCUGUGCUCCGAGUUCGCCGCCAUCACCAGCAGCGACGCGGCGGUGGCGCGCAGCUUCUUGGCCGGCAACGGCUGGCACAUGCAGAGGGCCCUGAACGCCUAUUUCGACCCGCCGUUGGAGAAGAAGGAGGAGGCGGCAGGCGGGCUGCCGCCGGCCUGCGCGGGGCCCGGGAGCUGUAUUGACCUCACAGCAGAUGCAACUACUAGUAAUGCCGGUGUCAAUAGUGCAGACUCGAGGCAACAAGAAGAUGACAGCAGCUUCUCACUGAUAACCUGGAACAUUGCUGGGCUGGAUCUAGGAAAUCUAAAAGAACGAGUUAGAGGAAUCUGUUCUUACCUGGCAUUAUACAAUCCAGAUGUUGUGUUUUUACAAGAGGUCAUCCCGCCACAGCUCUGUCUUCUACAGAUGAGAGCAGGCAGUUACACUAUUAUUCCAGGUAACGUAGAUGGCUAUUUCACUGUCAUAAUGUUGAAGAAACCAAGAGUGAAGCUACUGAAACAUGAGAUAAUACCUUUUCCAACAACUUCCAUGAUGAGGAACCUUUUGGUUGUGCAUGUAAGCAUAUCUGGUAAUGAACUUUGCCUUAUGACCUCUCAUCUGGAAAGCACUAAAAAUCACUCCAAGGAGCGUAUGAAGCAACUGCAAAUAAUGUUAAACAAAAUGCAGAAGGAGCCUGAGUCUACCACUGUUAUAUUUGGAGGGGAUACAAACCUCAGAGACAGUGAGGUUACUAAACUAGGUAACUUACCUAACAACAUUAUGGAUAUCUGGGAGUUUUUGGGUAAACCUCAACACUGCCGUUAUACUUGGGACACCAACUCCAAUACCAACCUGGAUGCAGAGUACAAGUGCAAGAUGAGGUUUGACCGCAUUUACUUUCGGCCUGCAGCAGACGGGGGACAUAUUAUUCCACGAAGUAUGGACUUAAUAGGAUUGGAAAAACUAGACUGUGGCAGAUUCCCUAGUGAUCACUGGGGUCUUCUGUGUAACUUUGAUGUGAUACUAUAAAAAAGAAAAAAAGGCUUGCAUUGUUAGUUUUUAGGUGAUCUGUUCUUGUUUUUACAAAAUGUUACCCUCUCAGUUUAAGUAGGACGUAUUUAAAUUUUAAACCCUAAUGCAUUCUCUGCUCUUGACUUAUGCUUGAAUGGCUUCAUUUCAAGCCAGAGUUCCCUUUUCCUCGUUGUAUGC